Molecule: messenger RNA, 3098 nt
Organism: Eurypyga helias (sunbittern)
Lineage: Eukaryota; Metazoa; Chordata; Aves; Eurypygiformes; Eurypygidae
Gene: DGKI
Product: diacylglycerol kinase, iota
Exons: 31
Coding region: 1-2631 (876 amino acids)
Biological process (GO): intracellular signal transduction; diacylglycerol metabolic process; lipid phosphorylation
Cellular component (GO): nucleus
Molecular function (GO): ATP-dependent diacylglycerol kinase activity; protein binding
Source: RefSeq, a predicted model, not a curated record
AUGGAGCAGUUAGAGAAGAUUAAUUUUCACUGCAAACCGACUUUCCGAGAAGGAAGCUCCAGAUCUCCAAGAGAAAACUUUGUCCGACACCACUGGGUGCACAGGCGCAGGCAGGAGGGGAAAUGUAAGCAGUGUGGAAAGGGCUUUCAGCAGAAAUUCUCAUUCCAUAGUAAAGAGAUUGUGGCCAUCAGUUGUUCCUGGUGCAAGCUGGCGUUUCAUAACAAAGUCACCUGUUUCAUGCUACAUCACAUUGAGGAGCCGUGUUCCUUGGGGGCUCACGCUGCUGUCAUUGUGCCUCCCACCUGGAUCAUUAAGGUGAAGAAACCUCAGGUGGUCUCCAUACCAGGAGACGAGCCUGAUUGGGCAGGAGACUGGAGCCCCGAAGGGGAAACGGGCGUCUCCUACCCCUAUUGGGAGGGUUGGCAGAACUCUUUAAAGACUUCAACACGGCGAAAGAAGAGAACAUCUUUUAAAAGAAAAGCCAGCAAAAGAGGCAAUGAAGAUAACAAAGGUCGGCCAUUUGUGAUAAAGCCUAUUUCCUCUCCACUCAUGAAGCCACUGCUGGUUUUUGUCAAUCCAAAAAGUGGAGGGAAUCAGGGCACCAAGGUUCUCCAAAUGUUUAUGUGGUAUUUAAAUCCACGCCAGGUCUUCGAUCUCUCUCAGGAAGGGCCAAGAGAUGCGCUGGAGCUGUACAGAAAAGUGCCAAACCUGCGGAUCCUGGCCUGCGGCGGAGACGGGACGGUGGGCUGGAUCCUCUCCAUCCUUGAUGAGCUGCAACUCAGCCCCCCUCCUCCUGUGGCAGUUCUUCCACUUGGCACUGGGAAUGACCUUGCCCGGACCCUCAACUGGGGUGGGGGUUACACAGAUGAGCCAGUGUCCAAGAUCCUGUGUCAUGUAGAAGAUGGAACCAUUGUCCAGCUGGAUCGCUGGAAUCUCCAGGUUGAACGCAACCCUGAUUUGCCACAGGAUGAGCUGGAGGAUGGGGCACGUAAGCUUCCUCUCAGUGUCUUCAAUAAUUACUUCAGCCUUGGAUUUGAUGCACAUGUUACACUGGAAUUCCAUGAAUCUAGAGAAGCAAAUCCAGAGAAAUUCAACAGCCGAUUUAGAAAUAAAAUGUUUUAUGCAGGGGCAGCCUUUACAGACUUUCUGCAAAGAAGCUCAAGAGAUUUAUCCAAGCAUGUUAAAGUUGUGUGUGAUGGUACAGACCUGACUCCAAAGAUCCAGGAGCUGAAGUUCCAGUGUAUAGUGUUUUUAAACAUACCCAGGUAUUGUGCUGGCACGAUGCCCUGGGGAAACCCUGGAGAUCAUAGAGACUUUGAGCCUCAGCGCCAUGAUGACGGCUACAUUGAAGUCAUUGGGUUCACCAUGGCCUCUCUGGCUGCUCUCCAGGUGGGUGGUCACGGAGAGAGGUUGCAUCAGUGCCGUGAGGUGACACUUUUAACAUACAAGUCCAUUCCCAUGCAAGUGGAUGGUGAACCAUGUCGAUUGGCUCCCUCACUCAUUCGGAUCUCCUUAAGGAACCAAGCCAACAUGGUGCAGAAGAGCAAGAGGAGAACAUCUAUGCCUUUGUUAAAUGAUCCUCAUUCCAUCCCAGAUCGCCUGCGGAUCAGAGUGAACAGGAUUAAUUUACAAGAAUAUGAGGGCCUACAUUACGACAAGGAAAAACUCCGGGAAGCCUCCAUUCCCCUAGGAAUUAUAGUGGUACGAGGAGAUUGUGACUUAGAGACCUGUCGUAUGUACAUUGAGCGUCUACAAGAGGACCUACAGUCUGCAACUUCUACUACACAGAGAGUUCAUUACCAGGACCAAGAAAGCUCCUUCCCCAGAGUACUUUCUGUUCAGAGGCUCUCUCCUAGAUGGUGCUUCCUAGACGCAACUUCUGCUGAUCGUUUUUACCGCAUUGACAGAUCUCAGGAACAUUUGCACUUUGUGACAGAAAUUUCGCAGGACGAGAUUUUUAUUCUGGACCCGGAGCUGGUAAUGUCACAGCAGGUGGGGACGCCACCAGGAAGGCCUCUGGGUGAGUGGUGCUGGGAUCUGACCUUCAGAAGCUGUAUUAGAGUAGGAAUAUCAGAUCGGUGGAACCCUGCGGUUCGAAAGAGGAUGCUGAGUGACAGUGGCCUUGGCAAGAUUUCCCCACACUACGAGGUACCUGACAAACAAAAGGACGCCAGCCAGACACAUAUGCUGCAGUCACCAGUAUCUUCAGAAGAUCAAGCACUUUUACAGGCAGUCAUAGCUGGUGAUCUGCUGAAGUUCAUAGAAUGCUGUAAAAAGGGAGCCAAUUUGUUAAUCCAAGGACCUGAUCACUGCUCCUUAUUGCAUCAUGCUGCCAAGACCGGGCAUGGCGAGAUAGUGAAAUACAUCCUGGAGCAUGGUCCAUCUGAAUUACUGGACAUGACAGACAGUGAAACGGGUGAGACAGCAUUACAUAAGGCAGCCUGCCAGCGCCAUCGUGCCGUCUGCCAGCUCCUGGUGGAUGCGGGAGCCUCUCUGAGAAAGACGGACUCCAAGGGUAAGACCCCUCGUGACAGGGCUCAGCAAGCUGGUGACCCAGAUCUGGCCUCCUAUCUGGAGAGUCGACAAAACUACCAAAUGGUUUCCCACGAGGAUCUGGAGACAGCAGUCUGAGGUCUGAAAACUUUGAAGAGGAUCCUUGGAAAUCACAAGGCUGCACCUGAGGCACUCGGGCAUCAUGUGAGGAAGAAGCUGAUGGAAUCAACGUGUCUCUCACUCUUGUGGAAAACACCUGAGGACAUGCCACCAGUUUCUAAGGGCUACUAAGUCUUGCCACGGAACAGUUAGGUUCCAUAAGUUAGCCCAUGAUGGAUGAGGUGGGACACUCAAAGGUCUGUGGAAUCCAUAGGCCACGGAAAUUUACCUUUAUUGCUUCCAGCAAGUAGCAUGAACUUCUCCCAUGUUCAUCUGUAUGAUUUAUUUAAAAAAAAAAAAAAAAAAAGGAAAGAGAAAAGAGGGUGUGGGGGAACCAAUCUAACUGGGACAUUAAAACACCCAACCAGGCCCUCCUCUAUCCCUACAGUUUCUUGCAUUCCUUUUAUUCUCCUGUUCCCCUCACUUCUCAUCAGUUAAAUAGUACC